This is a messenger RNA of Gossypium raimondii (Peruvian cotton), 1416 nucleotides long. RefSeq lists its product as uncharacterized. The transcript has a single exon. Lineage: Eukaryota; Viridiplantae; Streptophyta; Magnoliopsida; Malvales; Malvaceae. Bases 1 to 1416 code for a protein of 471 amino acids. The record is from RefSeq and is a predicted model, not a curated record.
AUGGAAAAGAAACCAGGCCAAAGCUUUAGGAAAUACGCGCAGAGAUGGAGGGAGGUUGCCGUACAAGUUCAGUCGUCUUUUCUAGAAAGAGGGAUGACGAUGCUUUUCGUCAACAUAUUGAAGGCACCAUUUAUUACACAUAUGUUAGGAAGUACUACUAAAAAUUUUUCCGACAUAGUUAUGAAUGGCGAGAUGAUAGAAAAUGCUAUCAGAAGCGGGAAAAUAGAUGCUGGAGAAAAUAGCAGAAGGGCGGCCUCGAAGAAGAAAAAGAACGAGGUCAACAACACAAGUUCAUAUUUGAAGACGAUUCUGAUGAAAUUAGCGGAAAAGUGGUCAUUAACCGAAGGAUCAUCAAAGCAGAGAUCUGAUACAAGACAAAAUACAGAAAAGAUUCAAUUUACGCCAAUUCCAAUGACGUAUAUUGAGCUAUAUCAGAAUCUAUUCAACGUACACGUGGUUUCCCCUUUCCACUUGAAACCUCUGCAGCCUCCAUACCUCAAGUGGUACGAUGCAAAUGCACAGUGCGACUAUCACGCGGGAAUUGAGGGGCAUUCUAUAGAACAUUGUACGGUGUUCAAGAAGCUGGUGGAAAGACUUAUAAGUAUGGGUGUGGUUAAAUUAGAUGAUUCGCCCAGUACAGAAAAUCCGUUACCUAAUCAUAACAGAGUGAACAUGAUAGGUAGGAGCAUGGGUAGAAAAAUUAAGGAAGACAUAGCAGAAGUGAAAAUUCCUUUGAAAUGGGUCUGGAGAAAUAUGGUAAAAAGGGGAUUGAUUGUUCCGAAUUCAGAGAGAAGCUUCGAAAGGAUGGAAAAUUACUGUGAGUUCCAUCACGAGGAGGGACAUGAAAUCCAGGAAUGCACUGAAUUCAGAGCCCUAGUUCAAAGCCUGAUGGAUAAUAAAGAAAUGGAAUUUUAUGAGGAAGUUAGAGAGGAAGGGAGUAUUUGCACAUCCGAAUCCUCGAAGGUUCCAAGAGUAGCGCAGCCUGUGGUCAUCAUCUCGCGACCAAAGAAGGAUGAAGUGAGAACGCCAGUGAUGCCAAGAAUCAUAAUAAAGAAACCUGCAACCUUUUCUUACCAGGACAGUAGGAAGGUUCCAUGGAGCUACGAGUGCAAUACAACUGUCCCUGGAAAAGAGACUACAAAGGACCAGUGUGUGAGUGCCAAACCAGAACCUAUGAAAGGGGCCAUAAUAGGAGAGCAGAAAGGGAAAAUAGUUGAGCUAGUAAAGGAGGAAGAAGCUGUGGAAUUACUCAAAUAUAAUAUUGUCGAGAAGUUACAUAAACAACCGGCUCGCAUAUCUGUACUAGCCUUACUCUUGAAUUCAAAAGUACAUCGAAAUGCACUAAUGAAGAUGCAAAAUGAGACUUAUGUGUCCAAUGAUAUUUUCUGUCAGCAAACUAGAUCGGUUGGUCAAUAA